Periophthalmus magnuspinnatus is the source of this 975-nucleotide messenger RNA. It is a transcript of the gene rsph9, whose product is annotated as radial spoke head component 9. The transcript is spliced from 6 exons. Gene Ontology annotation, biological process: cilium movement involved in cell motility; axoneme assembly; motile cilium assembly. The coding region runs from base 92 to 973 and encodes 293 amino acids. The record is from RefSeq and is a predicted model, not a curated record. Gene Ontology annotation, cellular component: axoneme; radial spoke. Lineage: Eukaryota; Metazoa; Chordata; Actinopteri; Gobiiformes; Gobiidae.
GGUGUUCCAUGGCACUCCCAUCUUUUGUCGGUCAGGAUUAGCGCCGUGGUAACGCUGGUCUCUGGGGAGCUGAGGUUCCCAGAGCUGUGGGAUGGGGGCCACAAACACUACUGCUGCUGAUGAGAGAGAGUUCGGAUCAAUGGACUCAAACUCGUUAUUAUACGCUAUGGAGCUCGUAGCAGGAAGCGGCCACACUCUGACUGUGGAGGAAAAGACUGUCCUGUGCACUUCGCUGGUGAUUCUGAAGAAAAAUUUUAAAUUUAAUAGAGUCUUAUUUUGGGGUAAAAUAUUAGGAUUCAAAAACGACUAUUUUAUUGCUCAAGGGCGAGGAGAAGACGAGAUGCAAGACCAGAAGUACCUGUACAGCUUCAACUGCAUGGACUGGUACCUGCUUCCCCCAGCCACUGACUCUAUGAUCCAGGAGGUGUUCAAAGCUGCCAAAGGUCGCUUCAUGGGUGACCCCUCUUAUGUUUAUGAGGAUGUUGAGAUUCAGAGAAAAGGGGAAGGUGAAGAGGCUAUAGCAGAGGAAAUAGUGAUUAAAGUGACAGAGGAAAACAGACUGGCAGCAACAGUUUAUCAAAUUGAUCAGGAAGUGUCUGUGGUUCCAAGGGGCGCUUUUAUCAAAAGUCCACAUGAGCUGGUGCAAGUAAAUCUCAGCUUUGGGGGCCUGACUUAUUCAGAAGCUGGAAAACUGGACAAUUUCCUGCAUUUCACUAAAAAGAAGAAUAUGAAGAAAAAAUCUAUACUGGAAAUGGCUGAUCUGAACCCAGUGAUGGACUUCAUGGAUCUACUGAGUGAUGAUAUUCCCAAAGGCUCGUGGCACUUGCGGUUUGAAUGCGCCAACCGUGUGUGUGUGAUCCGGAGUCAUCUAUGGCUUGGGCUGACCUUCUACCACAUCCCAAUGACCCCACAGCACGGAUACAUCUACAUUGGAGAUGGGACAAGAAACCUGGACCUGCCUUUUAUGCUUUAAAG